Peronospora belbahrii is the source of this 3828-nucleotide messenger RNA. NCBI's taxonomy places the organism in Eukaryota, Oomycota, Peronosporomycetes, Peronosporales, Peronosporaceae. The record is from the annotation of a GenBank genome assembly.
AUGCUUCAGACUCCACGACAAGAUGUAUCAUCCUCGAUUCCUGAUACUUGUUCGAUCACGAUUGUAACUUUUGACAAUCGACGAGAUCCUGAAAGCAUCAGUCCACAAUAUCAAGCAGUUGCAACACCUACAAGAAGUCAUACUCAAGAGAUUGAUCAUCAACCAGUAAUUGAAGAAGUGAUUCGAAGUCGUAGUCAUUCACAUGCAUUAUCGGCGAUAUUAGGUGCAAAUGGAUGUGUUUCAACGACUGCAUCAGUCAUCCCUACUUCCAUUGAUAGGAGACCAUCAAGUCAACAACUUCAGAUUCCAGGCUCGACAACACAAAUGCAACAUUGUGAACAGGUCGUCGAGGACGAUGAUGAAAAGAUGGAGCUGCCUAUUCGACUGGCAAAAUGGAGACGACAAAGACGACGAUGGAAACGAAUGCUCUUUUGGGUAGGAGCGUCCUUACUCUUUGUAGGGACUUUUGCGCUCAGCUUUAUCACUCCUCAAAAGAUUGAAAACUUAGCGCCAAUAGUACUGGGUGCAGGACUAAGUCUGCUCUCAACUUUGGUCGUACUCGUGUCGUUCUUGAGGAGAAGGAGAUUGCGACGAAAACCAAAUGAGUUGCUGGCAUUUGUGGCACUGUGUGAAUUUGGGUUAGCGAUGCUUACGAUACUUCACGUUUUGGUCAUGUGUAGCGCAGCAACGGGGGAAUGUCGCCCUAUGGGAUUGGUGAUCUGUAGUCUUGCUGUGAGUUUGGAGACGUUUUUACUAUUGGCUGGUGUUGGUUGGUCUGGAGCUGCAAUAUUGCACCUCUUCGUGUCGGUCUCAAACCCUUUUGCUAGCUACAAGAGGCAAUUGGUGCUUUACCACAUUGUGGUCUGGGGACUUUCGUUGAUUGCCAGCAUUGUAACACCUUUGGUGCUAUUUUCCAAGCACAUGCAAAACAAGUUGCAACUCACGGACGCUGAAAUUUGCCGGUCUGUGGCAUUGAUACUUCCGUUGCUUCCUUCGGAUGCUGCAGACUCGGUAGCUAUUAAAACGCUCAGGUUGUCGCAGUGGCAGGACCUGAACUUGAAAUUCUGGGGAUUUUUGAUUGCAAUUGUAGUCGUUGUCGUAGUUGCUGCGCAGCUGGGCCUUGUCGUGGGUUGGUGGCGAUCCAAUAGCGGGACAAUUAUUGCGCUUAAAGCUCGUCGUCGUCUCAUGAAACGCAUGACCGUCUACGUCCACGCUCUUAAUGCAAUGUGGCUUGUGGUAAUAGUGGUCUUUUUCGUCUACCGGUCAAAUUUGAAUGCACUUGAUUACAUUCAAGUAGAAGGGGCACCACAGCACGUCGAUGGCGAGAUCAAUCUUCUGAAUGCGUUAUUCCACUUUAUUUUGACCGCCAAGGGAUUCAUUACCGGUGUCGUGUGGCUUAGUGUGAACAAGCCGUGCUGUGCGCUUGGACUUGUGUCUUGUGGUUUGCACCAGUGUAAAGAUGACGAACAAGGUCCAUCAUUAGGGCAUGCGGCUUCAUUGUCGCGAUCAGAGUCGUUGUCAGUGUCAUCUCAUGGAGAAGUUGGAGCUCAACAAUCAAACCACGCUGCAACUGCAGCUGCAGCAGUGACGUCGAUGGAGGCAGGUUUACAGGUGACGCACGAAAGUACAAUAGCAAAGAGGACAUCGGCUGUGUUGACCUAUGAGGCACAUGAAAGCGUGCGCGAAAGUGUUGCAGUAAGGCCACGAGAACGUGAGUCGCUUACGUCAUUAUUGCCAGCGAUCAAUCCUCCGCCAAUGGGUAGGUCGAACCGCUCGUCAUCGUCCUCGUACGAUGCUUCCACGAUGGAAUCAUAUGAAGCAUCGCAGAACAACGAAACACUUCAGCGGGAGAUUAUUUAUUAUACUGUGUGUGGCAUCACCAAGGCCAUUAUUCGUUCGGCUGAGCGUGCCAAAGCGCCGAGCUUCACAACUGGCGAUACCGGAACAGUACUUGAAGGUGACAACAUUGGCAAUGCUGCAGCAAGAGAUCGUGAUGGUGGCGUGGUAGAAACAACUCUUUACGUGGGAGCCGAACGAGACUCGACACUUGUCAACAGUUCCUUUAUCUCACACGUUCAAAACGUGACAAUUCUUUCUUCACCUCGAGCGUACUGUAAACCACGUGACCUGCAACCAGCUGCUGGACUUCGUCGUUCAAUAGCUGGCUUUGAAAUUGAAGAAAUUCGUGGUGGCGGUGCAUCAUACCUUCCACGUCCUACCUCGUUCAGCUCGACAUCAAGCUUGGAGUAUCGAGGUAAUUGGCGUCAGCCUCCACGGCUUCGGCACAGCCGCAGUCAGGGAAGUCGGCAGACCGUCCGGCCCGGUGUGAGUGCAACCAGCGUCACCUUCCAUCCUUCCAACCGAAAUCCUGGGCGAUUUUCGCUGUAUCCGGUGUCUCAAGUUCCAUUUGAGUUAUUUGAACAGGAGAUAGAGCUGCAGAGCUCACGGUCUUCAGUAGAUGAAACGAUUGUAGAAGGAAAAUUGACACGAUUGGCGGUGUUUGCUGGUUUACGUCGAACAGCUACUUCUGCGUUUACCCAAGGUCGAGGUGUAUUUCGUAGUCAUAGUGGAAGUACAGAAGCAUCAAUCAGCGCAGCUUCUACGAAUCAUGCGGUGGUACGUGAUUUCCUGCCGGACGAUCCAAAGCCGAAGGUCUUCGUGGACUAUGCCCCACGUGAGUUCCGAGCCAUUCGAUUGGCAUUUGGACUUUCAGAUGAGAAAUAUCUGGCUAGUUUUCGCACGACUGCCAAGGAGCGAGUAAGUUCUGGUUCAAGUGGAGCAUUCAUGUUCUUUUCGGGGGACAAUUCGUUACUUGUAAAAAGUCUCAAGGAGAAAGAGUGCCGUGCGCUUGUCGAUAUGGCUCCAGAAUACGCGCGUUAUUUGACAGCAAACCCACACUCGAGACUUAUCCGUUUUUUCGGAUGCCAUCGUGUCCGUCUUUAUGGUCGCAACUUUUAUUUUGCGGUGAUGUCAAACGUGCUGCAUAGCGAGCAUCACACUGCAACGAUCACAGAGAAAUACGACGUGAAAGGUUCAUGGGUAGACCGUCGUGCACGUCGACCGCAGCGUGGUGACCGAGUAACGUGCGUGGAAUGUGACGCGACUUAUACGUUUGGAGGCAGCAAUGAAGAUAAUGAUAUGCCGAACACUGCUCUAGAUUCUAGCGACGGACGCGCGUCAGCAGUGGACAACCGUGUGAUACCGCAGUUUCCGUUCCAUGUGCACCGACCCGACAUUGUUUUCAAAGAUCUAGAUCUGGAACGCUCACUGCACUUACCCCGACACAUUGCAGCUCAUUUGCACGCUCAGAUUGUUUCAGACAGUGAAUUUCUUCGGGAUGUAGGCAUUAUGGAUUACUCACUGCUUAUCGGCGUCCACAAGUGUCAUAUACGUGCUCCACGUCCAGGUUACUCAAAUGGGGUUGCCCGUGAACAUGCAAAUAUUGGUGAAGUGAUGAACAAUGAGCUGAAUAUCGAGGAAUCUAGCAGUGGUGUGAAUCUAACUCCGCUUGGGGAUGACGAGGUCUACUUUGUUGGAAUCAUCGACAUUUUGCAACAAUGGGAUUGGGAAAAGCAGUUUGAGAAGGCUGGCAAGGUACUGCUGGGCAAACCUUCUCGUGGUAUCUCAGCUGUUGCUCCCGCAGCAUACUGCCGUCGAUUCCAAGCUCGUUGUUUUCAGAUUCUGCUAGGUGGUCCAGCUUCCGAAGACAUGGAUUUGGACUGGGAAGCUGACACGAAUGCCGUCAAUGUUAAAGAGACCAAAUUCUGUCUAAGCUCAAAGGAUGCCAAGAAGAUAGCGAUAGCAAACCAUAUUAGUGAGAAAGCGUAA